AUGCUUUUGAACUACGGAUGGCCAGACAACUUUCACGAAGAGGAAUUCAAGGCUGCAUUAGUCCCAUGGAAAGAGAUGAAAGACGAAGCAGAGGGUGCGGAUAUGGAAGCCGAGGAUGCGAGAAUCAAGGAAGCUGCGGAGGACUGGGUGCGAAGAACGUAUGGCGAGUGA
Messenger RNA from Amorphotheca resinae ATCC 22711, 171 nucleotides. RefSeq lists its product as hypothetical. NCBI's taxonomy places the organism in Eukaryota, Fungi, Ascomycota, Leotiomycetes, Helotiales, Amorphothecaceae. The record is from RefSeq and is a predicted model, not a curated record. The transcript has a single exon. Bases 1 to 171 code for a protein of 56 amino acids.